Messenger RNA from Hyaena hyaena (striped hyena), 1967 nucleotides. RefSeq names its product SET and MYND domain containing 3 (gene SMYD3). Gene Ontology annotation, molecular function: histone H4 methyltransferase activity; protein binding. The transcript is spliced from 12 exons. Gene Ontology annotation, cellular component: nucleus. Bases 62 to 1348 code for a protein of 428 amino acids. The record is from RefSeq and is a predicted model, not a curated record. Lineage: Eukaryota; Metazoa; Chordata; Mammalia; Carnivora; Hyaenidae.
GGCUGCACACGAGACGCCAGCUGCGGGAAGCGGCGGCUGCCUGAGGUGCUGACCUGCGGUGAUGGAGCCGCCUAAGGUGGAAAAGUUCAGCUCCGCCAACAGGGGAAACGGGCUGCGCGCCUUGGCGCAGCUGCGCCCCGGAGAGCUGCUCUUCCGCUCGGAUCCCUUGGCGUACACGGUGUGCAAGGGGAGCCGUGGCGUCGUCUGCGACCGCUGCCUCCUCGGGAAGGAAAAACUGAUGCGAUGCUCUCAGUGCCGAGUUGCCAAAUACUGCAGUGCCAAGUGCCAGAAGAAAGCUUGGCAAGACCACAAGCGGGAAUGCAAAUGUCUAAAAAGCUGCAAACCCAGGUAUCCCCCGGAUUCCGUUCGACUUCUUGGCAGAGUUGUUUUCAAACUUAUGGAAGAAACACCCUCUGAAUCGGAGAAACUUUAUUCAUUUUAUGAUCUGGAGUCAAAUAUUAACAAACUGACUGAAGAUAAGAAAGAGGGUCUCAGGCAACUUGUAAUGACUUUCCAACAUUUCAUGAGAGAAGAAAUACAGGAUGCUUCUCAGCUGCCACCUUCCUUUGACAUUUUUGAAGCUUUUGCAAAAGUGAUCUGUAACUCCUUCACCAUCUGUAAUGCGGAGAUGCAGGAAGUUGGCGUUGGUCUAUACCCGAGUAUGUCUUUGCUCAAUCACAGCUGUGACCCCAACUGUUCCAUUGUGUUCAACGGGCCCCACCUCUUGCUGCGCGCGGUCCGCGACAUCGAGGCGGGGGAGGAGCUCACCAUCUGCUACCUGGACAUGCUGAUGACCAGCGAGGAGCGCCGGAAGCAGCUAAGGGACCAGUACUGCUUUGAAUGUGACUGCAUCCGAUGCCAGACCCAAGACAAGGAUGCUGAUAUGCUGACUGGUGAUGAACAAGUAUGGAAGGAGGUUCAAGAAUCCCUGAAAAAAAUUGAGGAGCUGAAGGCACAUUGGAAGUGGGAGCAGGUACUGGCCAUGUGCCAGACGAUCAUCAGCAGCAACUCAGAGCGGCUUCCUGACAUCAACAUCUACCAGCUGAAGGUGCUGGACUGCGCCAUGGACGCCUGCAUCAACCUUGGCCUGCUGGAGGAGGCCUUGUUCUAUGGGGUUCGGACCAUGGAGCCAUAUAGGAUCUUCUUCCCAGGAAGCCACCCGGUCCGAGGCGUGCAGGUCAUGAAGGUCGGCAAGCUGCAGCUGCACCAGGGCAUGUUCCCGCAGGCCAUGAAGAACCUGAGGCUGGCGUUUGAUAUUAUGAGAGUGACGCACGGCAGAGAGCACAGCCUGAUCGAAGACCUCAUCUUGCUCUUAGAAGAAUGCGAUGCCCACAUAAGGGCAUCCUAAGGGGGCACAGGCAGAGGCAGGGACGGCUCACACCCACAUCGGACGCCUCGUGGAGGUCACCCACGCCGCCCUGUUGUGCCGGCCGCCCCGCCGCAAACGCUAGGCUGUGUGUGUGUGUGUGUGUGUGUGUGUGUGUGUGUGUGUGUGUGUUGUGUGUGUGUGUGGGUAAACAGGCAGACACACCACAUGCAAACCACAAGAAUCAUUAGUUGUAGAGAAGCACAAUAAUAAUAAAUACAAAAAGGUUGGCUGAAUCUGCCAUUGGUCAUUCUUUGCUUCGCUUACUCGUUGGCGACGAUAAUGUUCAACAGCUCAACACGAAAGCCAGAACGUUCUAGUAAAAGCAUGGCAGAGUAAGUCGAACUUCCUCCUUCGAUAUCUGGGGGAUAAUUGGUCAAUGUUUUUACAAGCAAAAACUUAAUGUCCAUUUUGUCAAGAAAGCAGAACUUCAGGUGUUUUCUUUACUGUUUGUAGUAAAUGAUAUGUGUGUCCGUUAUUACUCCCCACUACACCUCUAAUACAGAAAGUUCUAUCCCGAGUCCUAGAAAGAAGUCAUUUUAGGUGUUAUUAGAGAAGCACAGGAAGUCUUCAUGGAAAAUAAAUGUUUUCUUCAAAUGUC